Messenger RNA from Aphanomyces invadans, 243 nucleotides. RefSeq lists its product as hypothetical. Bases 1 to 243 code for a protein of 80 amino acids. The record is from RefSeq and is a predicted model, not a curated record. NCBI's taxonomy places the organism in Eukaryota, Oomycota, Saprolegniomycetes, Saprolegniales, Verrucalvaceae. The transcript has 2 exons.
AUGGCAACCCUGCGGCAUGGUGGAAACAGUGAAAUUUCCAAAGACGACUUUACCGCUCAAUUCUAUGACGAUGUAGUGCUUGUCAAGCGCGGCGAAUUCGUGAUGUGCCCGACCGACGAGAACGUGAAGAACCCCGACUUUUCCAAGGCCGCCCACGUCAUCAACAACUCGUGGGGCUCUGACGAUGAGACGGAGAUAUUCUAUGGCGCGACGAUCGCCGCUUGGCGCAAGGCGUAUAUUUAG